CGCUCACCACCGGCCGUUGUAGUCGACUAAAGGGGGUCACUACGAUAAGCCGGCUUUUUCAGUGCUAUAGUUCUAUUGUGAUUGUAUGUAAACUUUCGUUAAUUAUACACGUUAAGCUAGUGAAAGUGUGAACUUGACGUGGUGUGGUAAUAAACUAUUUGAUAACUUCAUCGAACUUACCUUAAGGUAUGGAGUGGGAAGGGCCGGGCAAGCAAGGCUUGUACGACCCACAGAACGAGCACGAAGCGUGCGGCGUUGGCUUCGUUGUUGCUAUCGACGGAAAGCGCUCUCAUAAGAUCGUGCGCGAUGCGGAGGUGCUGGCGAAGCGCAUGGAACAUCGCGGUGCGUGCGCCUGCGACAACGAUACAGGCGACGGCGCGGGCGUGCUCACUGCUAUCCCGCAUCAGCUCUACUGCGCGCAGCUGAGGGACAGUCACCAGAUCGACCUGCCGCCGUUCGGCAGGUAUGCGACGGGUAUUUUCUUCUUGGACAAGCUGCACCAUCAGGACAUCGAGAGGAAAUUCAAAGAGUUGGCCGAGAGCCUCGGCCUGCAAGUGCUGUGCUGGAGAACGGUGCCCACCAAUAACUCUACUAUCGGUCAAGUGGCUCGUAAUUCGGAGCCCUAUAUGCGACAAGUGUUCGUUACCGGCGACACUGACGACGAGGAGCAUCUGGCCAGAAAGAUAUUCGUGCUCCGCAAGCGCGCGUCUCACGAGCUGGUGGUGCCAGGCGCAAGGUUCUAUAUCUGCAGCCUGUCCUUGAGAACUGUCGUCUACAAGGGACUGCUCACCUCCAACCAACUAUGGGAAUAUUUCAAGGACUUGAGCAACCCUGCUUUUACUACAUAUCUGGCGUUGGUGCACACCCGCUUCUCGACCAACACCUUCCCCAGUUGGGAAAGGGCACAUCCUUUGAGAGUGUUGGCUCACAACGGCGAGAUAAACACAUUGCGGGGCAACGUCAAUCUGAUGAAGGCUCGCGAGGGAGUCAUGAAGAGCAACUUGUUCGGCGAUGAGUUGAAGAAGCUGUACCCCGUGGUGGAGCCGAACCUGUCGGACUCCGGUUCCGCGGACUGCGUGCUGGAGUUCCUAUCUCAGUGCGGGGGACGUUCGCUGCCGGAGGCUGUGAUGACGAUGGUGCCGGAGGCGUGGCACGCAGACCCCACCAUGGCGCCGGCAAAACGCGACUACUACCGCUGGGCCGCCGCCGCCAUGGAGCCCUGGGACGGGCCCGCGCUCGUCGCCUUCACUGAUGGACGGUAUAUAGGUGCGAUUCUGGAUAGGAACGGUCUGCGACCUUCGCGUUUCUACGUAACCAGUGAAAACAUACUUGUGAUGGCCUCCGAGGUGGGAGUCUACGAUGUCGACCCUGAGAAGGUUAUACACAAGAGCCGAUUGAAACCAGGCCGUAUGUUGCUGGUGGACACUGUGGAGAAGAAGAUAAUUCAGGAUGUGGAGCUGAAGAUGAAGAUCGCCAACAGCCGCCCGCACUCUCAAUGGCUGAAGGAACAGAUAUCAAUGGAAGACAUCCACGCGUCGGUGAAGUUGGAGAAUGGCGGUCGCACAAUGAACGGCAACGCCAUCACGGGCCUUUCUGACCGUCGCCUUGCACUCUACGGCUACACACUUGAAGCCAUCAACAUGCUGCUAGUGCCCAUGAUACAGAACAAGAAGGAGGCGUUGGGCAGCAUGGGUAAUGACGCGCCGCUGGCCUGUCUCUCACAGUUCCAGCCUCUGCCCUAUGAGUACUUCAAGCAGCUGUUCGCUCAGGUCACAAACCCACCUAUCGAUCCCUUCAGGGAGAAGAUAGUGAUGUCCCUGCUGUGUCCGAUCGGUCCAGUGGCCAACAUCCUGGAGCCUAGCGCUGAGUUUGUGCACCGGCUGUCACUGCCGCAGCCCAUACUAUCGCUGCCUGACCUCGAAGCUCUCAAGAAGACGUCGCACAGAGGAUGGCGGACGCAUGUGAUCGACUGCACCUACGACUACACAGAGGGACCUUUAGGACUGGAGCCAGCGCUGGGUCGUGUAUGCGAGGAGGCUCGCAGCGCAGCAGCAAGCGGGUGCCAGCUCAUCGUGCUCAGCGACCGUAAUGCCGGUCCAACACGUGUACCCGUCAGCUCGCUACUAGCACUCGGUGCGGUGCAUCAUCACCUGAUCGAGACCCGUCAGCGUAUGAAGGUGGGCAUCCUGCUGGAGACGGCGGAGGCGCGCGAGGUGCAUCACAUGUGUGUGCUGCUCGGUUACGGUGCGGAUGCGAUUUGCCCGUAUUUAGCAUUUGAGCUUGCGUUCGCACUGCGCGAUGACAGCAUCAUAGACAACACACUCUCAGACAACGACAUCUACAAAGCAUACCAGAAAGCCAUAGAGACCGGCAUCGCUAAGGUGAUGGCAAAGAUGGGCAUCAGCAUGCUGCAGUCGUACAAGGGCGCGCAGAUAUUCGAGGCGGUUGGCCUCAGCGAGGAGGUCAUCGACAAAUGCUUCAAGGGAACACAAUCCAGAAUUGGCGGUGUUACAUUCGAGAUUCUGUCAAAGGAGAUAUUUGAUAGACAUGCUUUGACAUACGGAAGUUCUUCGGAUACUUUAGUUUUAAGGAACCCGGGUUAUUACCACUGGCGUGCGGGAGGCGAGAAGCACAUCAAUGAUCCAGUGUCCAUUGCUAACCUGCAGGAGGCUGCUGUCAGCAACAGCAGCUCAGCAUACGACAGAUACAGAGAGAGUGCGCUGGAGUCGAUCCGCGCGUGCACGUUGCGGGGCCAGCUGGAGCUGGUGAAGCUGGAUGAACCCAUACCCAUUGAUGAAGUGGAACCCGCCUCUGAGAUCGUCAAACGGUUCGCCACAGGCGCGAUGUCGUUUGGCUCCAUAUCCUUGGAGGCACACACCAGUCUGGCCAUCGCCAUGAACCGCAUCGGUGGCAAAUCUAACACCGGCGAGGGUGGAGAGAAUGCCGACAGAUAUCUUAAUCAAGACCCGGAUUUCAACAAACGGUCGGCCAUCAAGCAGGUGGCUUCGGGCCGGUUUGGGGUGACAGCAUCAUACCUCGCGCACGCUGAUGACUUGCAGAUCAAGAUGGCACAGGGCGCUAAACCAGGAGAAGGCGGCGAGCUGCCAGGUUACAAAGUAACGGAGGAUAUAGCGAAGACACGUUGCUCUGUGCCGGGUGUGGGGCUGAUCUCACCACCACCACAUCACGACAUCUACUCCAUUGAAGACCUGGCGGAGCUCAUCUACGACCUCAAGUGUGCCAAUCCCAAAGCACGAGUUUCUGUUAAACUGGUCUCCGAAGUCGGAGUCGGUGUUGUCGCAUCAGGUGUUGCUAAGGGCAAGGCGGAGCACAUCGUUAUAUCAGGUCAUGAUGGUGGUACGGGAGCUAGCUCUUGGACUGGUAUCAAGAGCGCUGGUCUGCCCUGGGAGCUGGGUGUGGCUGAGACGCACCAGGUCCUCGUUCUCAAUGACCUACGCUCCAGGGUUGUGGUUCAGGCAGACGGUCAGAUCCGCACCGGAUUUGAUGUAAUGGUGGCUGCGCUGCUCGGUGCAGACGAGUUUGGAUUCAGUACUGCACCACUCAUCGUACUAGGUUGUACGAUGAUGCGCAAGUGCCACUUGAAUACAUGUCCGGUUGGCAUCGCGACACAGGACCCUGUACUGCGCAAGAAGUUCGCAGGCAAACCUGAACAUGUCGUCAACUACCUCUUCAUGCUUGCUGAAGAGGUACGAGAGCACAUGGCGGCAGUAGGCGUGAGACGGUUCCAGGAGCUGGUGGGUCGCACUGACCUUCUGAAGGUGCGAGAGCAUAACGACAACCCGAAGGCUCGUCUGCUCAAUCUCUCGCUCAUACUCAAGAACGCACUGCACAUGCGUCCUGGUGUCAACAUACAUGGCGGCUCCAAGGCACAGGACUUCCAGCUGGAGAAACGUCUGGACAACACAUUGAUAGAGCAAUGCGCGGGAGUGAUCUCGGGGAAGGAUACACACGCCAGCAUCACCAUGAAGAUCACCAAUGAGGACCGCGCCUUCACAUCUACACUGUCUUACCACAUUGCAAUGAAAUACGGUGACGAAGGUCUACCUGAUGGCACCAGUAUCGAUAUAUCUCUGACUGGUUCAGCGGGACAGAGCUUUUGCGCCUUCCUUUCCAAGGGUGUUAAAGUCACACUAGAGGGCGACGCCAACGAUUAUGUCGGUAAAGGUCUGUCAGGCGGCACAGUGAUCAUCUAUCCGCCCAAAUCUUCUCCCUUCGAGUCUCAUCUGAACGUAAUAGUGGGCAACGUGUGUCUUUAUGGCGCUACUUCUGGCAGAGCUUAUUUCCGAGGUAUUGCGUCGGAACGUUUCUGCGUGCGCAACAGUGGUGUGACGGCGGUGGUGGAGGGUGUUGGUGACCACGGCUGCGAGUACAUGACGGCCGGCACCGUCCUCGUGCUCGGUCUCACCGGCAGGAACUUCGCAGCCGGCAUGAGUGGUGGCAUUGCGUACGUGUACGAUGUGGAUGGCUCUUUCAAGGAUAAAUGCAACCCCGAAAUGGUGGAGCUGCUGCAGCUGGGCCAGGAGGACCUGGAGGAAGUCAGACAACUGCUGCAAGAGUUUGUCGACUACACCGGAUCCAUCAUCGCCAAAGAACUACUGGAAAGUUGGCCAGAACCGGGCAAAAUGUUCAUCAAAGUGUUCCCGUAUGAGUACCAGCGUGCGCUCAAACAGCUCGCCCUCAAAGGCCCCGCGCCUAAAGCACAAGUCAACGGCAAGGAAGAGAACGGCCUCGUUGACAUUGAGGAGACCGUCCGAGAUGUCGAGCUCGAGAAGAAGAAUUUGGAGAAGGUCCUCGAUAAAACUAGGGGCUUCAUAAAGUACCCGCGUGAGACGUCUCUGUACCGUCCUGCGGAGAAGCGGAUGCGGGACUGGGAGGAGAUCUACUCAGGUCGCGAGGUGAGACGCGGGCUGCGUGUGCAGGCGGCGCGCUGCAUGGACUGCGGUGUACCUUUCUGUCAGAGCGCACAUGGCUGUCCGCUCGCUAACAUCAUACCUAAGUGGAACGACCUCAUCUACCGCGGACAAUGGCGCCAGGCAUUGGAUCAGCUGCUGCAGACCAACAACUUCCCCGAGUUCACAGGUCGCGUGUGCCCGGCGCCAUGCGAGGGUGCAUGUGUGUUGGGCAUCUCUGAGCCAGCUGUCACUAUCAAGAACAUUGAAUGCGCCAUCAUUGACCACGCCUUCGACAACGGAUGGAUUCAGCCGCAGAUCCCAGAAAUUCGCAACGGUAAAACAGUCGCUGUAGUUGGGUCUGGACCAGCUGGUCUUGCCUGCGCACAUCAACUUAAUAAGGCCGGGUACAGUGUGACUGUAUUCGAACGCAACGACCGUCCUGGUGGUCUGCUGCAGUACGGCAUCCCCAGCAUGAAGCUCAGCAAGCGAGUGGUGGAGCGCCGGCUGCGACUGCUCGCUGAUGAAGGCAUCGUCUUCAAGUGCAACAUACACGUUGGCAAAGAUAUCUCCGCUACAGACCUCGCCAGCGAAUAUGACGCACUAGUACUGUGCGUUGGUGCGACAUGGCCGCGCGAUCUACCGCUGAAGGGUCGCGAGCUGAACGGUAUCCACUUUGCGAUGGAGUUCCUGGAGGGAUGGCAGAAGAAGCAGGCGGGGGCAGUGCACCAGCCCGGCAAAGACCUGCCCGCGCUCAGCGCCACUGACAAGGAUGUGCUCGUCAUCGGCGGCGGAGACACCGGUUGUGACUGCAUAGCGACUUCAUUGAGACAAGGUGCGCGCUCCAUCACCACAUUCGAGAUCCUGCCCGAGCCAAAGCGUGUGCGAGGACCUGACAACCCUUGGCCACAAUGGCCUAGAAUAUUCAGAGUUGACUAUGGUCACGAGGAGGUGAAGGUGAAGUUCGGACAUGAUCCGAGACAAUUCUCUACGCUCACCAAGGAGUUCCUUGAUGACGGAUCUGGCAACGUGUGCGGCGUGUCGUGCGUGGAGGUGGAGUGGAGACGCGGCGCGGGGGGGCGCUGGGAGAUGAGUGAGGUGGCGGGUACGCAGCGUGUGGUGCGAGCUGACCUCGUACUCCUCGCCAUGGGCUUCCUCGGACCUGAACGACAUGUCGCCCAUCAGCUCGAUUUGCCGUUAGAUGCUCGCAGCAACAUCGAGACGGACAAGAGCAACAUCUACAAGACUCCUGUCGGUAAUGUCUUCGCUGCUGGAGAUUGUCGUCGUGGCCAGUCUCUAGUAGUGUGGGCUAUCUCUGAGGGUCGUCAGGCAGCACGAGCUGUUGACCUCUACCUGUCCGGCAAGACCACACUGCCUGGACCAGGAGGUCUAGUACAUGCCUGAAUUAAUACUAACACUAACUGGCAUACUUCUUUACCUAUCAUUUAAUUGGUUGUCCAAAUAAAUUUUAAUAUAUGGCCAUAGGUGUCGAAUAUUUUCUUUUUUUAUAAAUUUAAUUCACCAAGUUAUAUUUUAUCUUAAUUAAUAAAUACGCGCAAACUUUUCAUCUAUAAUCAUGUUUAUUU
This is a messenger RNA of Papilio machaon (common yellow swallowtail), 6496 nucleotides long. It is a transcript of the gene Gogat, whose product is annotated as glutamate synthase [NADH], amyloplastic. NCBI's taxonomy places the organism in Eukaryota, Metazoa, Arthropoda, Insecta, Lepidoptera, Papilionidae. The transcript is spliced from 43 exons. Bases 189 to 6314 code for a protein of 2041 amino acids. Gene Ontology annotation, molecular function: iron ion binding; glutamate synthase (NADH) activity; flavin adenine dinucleotide binding. The record is from RefSeq and is a predicted model, not a curated record.